This is a messenger RNA of Rotaria socialis, 633 nucleotides long. Lineage: Eukaryota; Metazoa; Rotifera; Eurotatoria; Philodinida; Philodinidae. The record is from the annotation of a GenBank genome assembly.
AUGUAUGGCAUAUCUAAUAGAAAUAGAUCUUUAUCAUUAUUCUUCGCUGUCUUAUGGGUACUUACAGUUGCAAUUAAUCUUGUUAUGUUUGCUAUACUAUUUCUCUACUACUAUUUCAACUUUUCUGGAUUGCGUGAGCGACUUGUCUAUUCCCUUCAACAAUCGUCUUCCAAGACAAGAAAAUUACUCGAUGAUAUUCAAUCUAAACAUUUAUGUUGUGGAAUUAAUAAUAAAGAUGAUUACAAAAAUCUUUCUCUUGCUUUAUUUCCUCAAUCAUGCUAUCUUCAAUUGAAUUAUUUGAAUAAAACUGAUAUUAAUAAUAACGGUUUAAAUAAUACAAAUUUAUUGAUGAAUACUGGUGGUUGUAAUUCAAUCGUUAAUGACUAUAUUACUUUUCAAUUGUGGACUAUAGGUGUUAUUAUAUGUGUUAGUGUUUUCUUACAGAUAUUGGCAAUAACAUCUAUGUGCGUUUUAAAUCAGCGUCAUCAAAAAUUUGAUGAAAAUAAAAAAUUUAUGAUUAGUCGUUUGGAUGAUGAAACAUUAUCUAAUGAAAAUGUUAAUAAUAACAACAAUAACAACAUUCAUGACUCAUGUAAAACUAUUGACGAAAUGAUUGAAGUAACGCAAAUUUGA